Clonostachys solani is the source of this 489-nucleotide messenger RNA. Lineage: Eukaryota; Fungi; Ascomycota; Sordariomycetes; Hypocreales; Bionectriaceae. The record is from the annotation of a GenBank genome assembly.
AUGAAGUUCUCGACUUCCAUCGUCUCUUUUUGCCUGGCAGCAGGAGGACUCGCUGCUCCUCAAAUCAAAUCAGACUCCCUCGCAUCCCGUCAAGUCACUGAGGACGGGAUCGCAGAGCUCUGCAAGGGCCCAGCUCCGAAAUACAUCCCUGCUCUUGCUGUGGCCUGCAAGCAGGGAGGGCACCUCAGCUCCCGCCAGGUUGCCGAGGAAGGCAUCGAGGAGCUUUGCAAGACCGAAGCUCCCAAGUACAUUCCCGAACUUGCUGAAGCCUGCCAAGAUGAGGGGCACCUCAGCUCCCGCCAGGUUGCCGAGGAAGGCCUCGAGGAGCUUUGCAAGACCGAAGCCCCCUUAUACAUCCCCGCUCUCGAUGCGGCCUGCCAACAGGCGGGACACCUUGCGACUCGUCAAAAUGACGAGCAGCUUUGCAAGUCCGAUUCUCCAAGGCAGUUCCCUGCUCUCUACAACUACUGCAAGAAGAAGGGUUAUUAG